Photinus pyralis (common eastern firefly) is the source of this 709-nucleotide messenger RNA. RefSeq lists its product as uncharacterized. Lineage: Eukaryota; Metazoa; Arthropoda; Insecta; Coleoptera; Lampyridae. The transcript has 2 exons. Gene Ontology annotation, biological process: sensory perception of smell. Gene Ontology annotation, molecular function: odorant binding. The record is from RefSeq and is a predicted model, not a curated record. The coding region runs from base 250 to 645 and encodes 131 amino acids.
UCCAAAGGUAUUGUGCUUGCGUACAUAAGUCAGUUAUUAUUCAAAGAAAUGUAUUAAUUAGGCAAAUACAAGAUACUUCAACAAAUUAAUCAUUUUUAAAAGCCACAAAGGUCAUACACUUACAGAUAGGCCAUAUUUUUCAUUAGGUGUUUCAUAACUUUGAUGCUAUUUAAGGAAUACGUAAGUAUAUAAGUUAACAAUUGGAAAAUUUCCAUAUACCAUUCGAAACGUGAAUAAAGAGCAUCAAAAAUGAAGUGCAUUGUCCUAUUCACCCUGCUGUUGGUCUCAAUGACCGCUGCCAUAAAUGUGAGCCCCGAAAAGAUAGAAAAGUGGGAAAACGCGAUCCAACCGCACGUUGAGAAAUGCAAAUUGGAGUCAAACGUUGAUCCUGUUUACGCAGAUAGGAUGAAGUACUUAGAAUUUCCCAAAGAUCAGAAGUUUUAUUGUUACAUGAAAUGUUUGUACAACGAGGCUGGUGUUAUUGACGCGGAAGGACACGUCAAUGUUGAAGAAUUGGCAAAAAAGUUUAGUUUUGGAAAUUUAGAAGCGGCAAAGAAAUGUGAAGAUAAAGUCGAAACAGAAAAGCGUCUUUGUGAGCAAGCAUAUGAACUCCUCUUAUGUACUGUAGAAGCGGUUUCUGAAUGAUGUACGACCAAUUAUGUCAUAGCUUGAACGUUUUUGCAAUAAAUAUCUUCGUUGCCUUGUUAGA